Dalotia coriaria is the source of this 3250-nucleotide messenger RNA. RefSeq names its product vesicular GABA transporter (gene VGAT). NCBI's taxonomy places the organism in Eukaryota, Metazoa, Arthropoda, Insecta, Coleoptera, Staphylinidae. The transcript has 3 exons. Gene Ontology annotation, molecular function: L-amino acid transmembrane transporter activity. The record is from RefSeq and is a predicted model, not a curated record. Gene Ontology annotation, biological process: amino acid transmembrane transport. Gene Ontology annotation, cellular component: vacuolar membrane. The coding region runs from base 314 to 1933 and encodes 539 amino acids.
GAUUCAUCUCCUCCGCGAGAUGGACUCCACCAUCUCAGUGUGUUAAAUUUCAUUUGUUAAAUCUCACCCACAUAAACUAAUUUCAAGCAUCACGCACGUUUCGCUUCCACAUCGCACACAAAACACUCGUACUUCCACAGCAUCAAAACCGCGGUUUCAACAUGUUAUAACGAAUUAUUUCCGAUCUGUAUCCACCGAGUGCGACGUACAGACUCCCACCGUAUCGAUUUUCAUCGGCGAUACCUUCCCGCACACGCGACAAUUACGCAAGGAUUCAUUUUUCUGUGAUUUCACUCAAAUUUCAUUCAACGCGAUGUCGAAAUUCGGUAAUUUCGGUUUACCACCGCUGGGCAACGCGAUGAACGCCGCAUGGCAGAAUAUCCGCCAGCAUGUACCAACCGGCAGCGGCGGAGGUGGAGAACAUGGCCCCGAGGGUCAACCCGGCGAGAACUUCCAUUUUGCUCAAUUAAACAGCGAGAUACCCAAUCAGGGAUCCAUGGAACACCAUGAGAUGCAGAGCAUGCAUUGUACCAACCCAUUUAAACAGUCUUUAUCCGGGGAGGACUUCCAACAACAGCAACAACACGCAGGACAACAAGGGCAAGAGGAGUCUUCUUUCAAUUAUCAAAGUGGGAUACCACGGCAAGUGUCGCACAUGUCGUCCAUUUCGGAUGAUUUCGUUGAAGGGAAGAGUGAUAUCAAGAUCAAUGAGUAUCAAGCUGCUUGGAAUGUCACCAAUGCAAUCCAGGGAAUGUUUAUUGUUUCUUUACCAUUCGCUGUCCUCAGAGGAGGUUACUGGGCAGUGGCUGCAAUGGUGGGAAUUGCAUACAUUUGUUGUUACACAGGCAAAAUCCUAGUUGAAUGUCUGUAUGAGUUUGAUGUGACCACUGGAACACAGAUCCGUGUACGUGAUUCGUACGUAGCCAUUGCAAAAGAGUGUUUUGGGAAGAAAUAUGGCGCUAAAAUAGUCAACAUCGCACAAAUUAUUGAACUAUUGAUGACUUGUAUCCUCUACGUGGUGGUUUGUGGUGAUUUGAUGAUUGGGAGCUUCCCAGAUGGCGCUAUAGAUACAAGAUCCUGGAUGAUGUUGAUUGGUAUCCUGUUAAUACCUCUAGGAUUUCUGAAAUCUCUUCAAAGUGUGAGUCUGUUGUCCUUCUGGUGCACAAUGUCACACAUCCUCAUCAAUGCAAUCAUCCUUGGUUACUGCUUAUUGGAAAUCGGUGAUUGGGGAUGGAGUAAAGUCAAAUGGACGAUUGACUUUGAAAACUUCCCCAUAAGUCUCGGCGUGAUUGUGUUCUCCUACACAUCACAGAUCUUCCUGCCCACAUUGGAGGGUAACAUGAUUGAUCCAUCGAAAUUCCAAUGGAUGUUGGACUGGUCGCAUGUGUGGGCCGCCAUCUUCAAAGCCGUGUUUGGUUAUGUCUGUUUCCUGACAUUCCAGAACGACACCCAACAGGUAAUCACUAAUAAUCUCCACUCGGCGGGUUUCAAAGGAUUGGUAAACCUUUGUUUGGUUAUAAAAGCUCUCCUAAGUUAUCCACUACCGUAUUAUGCAGCGUGUGAGUUGUUGGAGCGUGCAUUUUUCCGCGGUAAACCAAAAACGCCAUUUCCUACAAUCUGGGCGCUUGAUGGUGAGCUAAAAGUCUGGGGUUUAGCAUGGCGGGUUGGUAUCGUGGUGUUCACUAUUCUAAUGGCGUGUUUCAUCCCGCAUUUCUCAAUCCUCAUGGGUUUCAUCGGUAGUUUCACCGGUACAAUGUUAAGCUUCAUCUGGCCGUGUUACUUCCACUUGAAACUCAAACGACAGACGAUGGAUACGCGCGCCAUUGCGUUCGAUUACUUUAUCAUCAGCCUCGGUGUCUUGUUCGGUGUUAUCGGCAUGUAUGACGCUGGUAUUGCUUUGGUGAAAGCAUUCUCCAUCGGUUUACCGUUUUAAUUCGUCAAUUUUAGCAAGAAAUACGAACGAAGUCUUCCAAAAUGAUACAAAAUAUUUAACUAAAACAAACCAAUGCCUUGGAACAAAGAAAAAAACAAAAAGCACACAAUGAUUGCGUCAAAUCAUUGAAAUGUCUUCCAUUUUCUGCACGUAACGAUCGUUACCGUUAUUUUGACAAGCAAACACGACAAUAAUCCGCGUAUUUGGCAUUGAUGCAAGUAUUAUCGAUUUUGAACCAGUGUGUAGGUGUUGAAUUACAUUUAAGGGAUAAGUAAUGUCUUCCAAAACGUUGUUAAACUGUAAACAAGUCUUCCAAAACAAUUGCUAUAUAAUAUACAUACUAAUAUCAUAGAAUAUAUCGAUGUUUGUGAUUGGUUUUGCGUGUUAUAGAGGUUUAGAUAUACAAUGAUAGUGUUAUCGGUUCGUUUUUAUUGAAAUUGUAAAAAAAACGGACAUUUUUUGUCGCACAAGUCACGUGACGAUGACAAAAUGGCCACGCUGAUGAUUAGAAAAUGGACGACGAUACACAACUCACUAAAAUUAAUAAAUAAGAAGUUUUCUUAUCGAAUUAAUGCGUAGGCGGCCAUUUUCUGAUCAAAAACGCCAUUUUGAAAGUUUAAGCGGCUAUAAAUAUACAUAAUAGCAUUCAAAUGCUGCUUUUUUGAUGCAAAGUAACUAAUUUAACAAUUUAACAAUGACAAUACAUAGAUAUUUACAUAAAUAUCACGCGAUUAGUUUAUUUAUAGUGAAAAGUAACGAAAAACGCGGCUCUAGCAAUAUUCAACUAUUUUUUGUAAGUUUAGUGACUGACCAAAUCAAAUUUGGAAAUAAUACAACAUAUUUACACUUGAUUUACUGAUCCAUAUAUCAAAAUUUGUAUAAAUAUAAAGAAAUUAAUGAAAAUCAAACUUAACUCUGUUAAUUGUGAGAAGUAAAUGUUUUAGCCUAAUGACGUGCAUAUUAGCGCAAUAAUACAUAUAUUAAAUAUUGUUAUAUUGAUAUAAAUUGUAAAUAUUAGUAAAUGCGGUCUUCCAGCAUCAAUUUUGUUAGGAUAUUAUUGAUAUUGUUGAUAUUUUAGACAUUUUUACCAGUUUGGUUGCAAGUUAUUGUUAUUUAUUGUUUAUUUGAUUGAAUUGUCUAGAUUUUAGGUAGAUUAUCAGAGAGAAGAUCAUUGAAUGACUUGUUUGUCAUUUCACUAAAUGUAUACAUCAUCCAAAUAAUGAAAAUAAAUGUAAUAAGAAUAAUGUUCAAUAAAUUACAAGAUAAUGUUAAUAUCAAAAGUCAAUAAGUAGUAAAACAAUAAAUAGAAUUACAGAA